CACAGGUGUCGGUCUUGGUGCCGACACAUUAGGAGGUGUGUUGUCAAGAGAGUCGCUGUCAAGAUGUCUGACAAUGAAGAACAAGAACAGACUAUCGCUGAGGACUUGGUUGUCACCAAGUACAAAAUGGGAGGAGACAUCGCCAACCAGGCCCUGCGCAUGGUGAUUGAGGCGGCCAAGUCAGGGGUGUCUGUGCUGAGUCUCUGUGAAAAGGGAGACGCUCACAUCAUGGCAGAAACUGGCAAGGUCUUCAGGAAGGAGAAAGACUUGAAGAAAGGAAUUGCCUUCCCCACCAGCGUCUCAGUCAAUAACUGUGUUUGCCACUUCUCUCCCCUGAAGAGUGACCCUGACUACACACUUAAAGAUGGCGAUCUGGUCAAAAUUGAUCUUGGAGUCCAUGUUGAUGGCUUCAUCUCAAAUGUGGCUCAUAGCUUUGUUGUGGGAGCUACCAAGGAGGCGCCAGUGACCGGGAAGAAAGCUGAUGUGAUAAAGGCAGCUCAUCUGUGUGCGGAGGCAGCCCUACGCCUUGUCAAGCCUGGCAACCAGAACUCUAAGGUGACAGAGGCUUGGAACAAGAUCGCCCAGUCAUUCAAAUGCACAGCCAUCGAGGGUAUGUUAUCUCAUCAGCUGAAGCAACACGUCAUCGAUGGAGAGAAAACCAUCAUUCAGAACCCCACAGACCAGCAAAGGAAGGACCAUGAGACGGCAGAGUUUGAGGUGCACGAGGUCUACGCUGUUGAUGUGCUGAUCAGCACUGGUGAAGGGAAGGCCAGGGAUGGAGGCCAGAGGACCACCAUUUAUAAGAGGGACCCCAGUAAGCAGUAUGGGCUGAAGAUGAAGACCUCCCGCAUGUUCUUCAGCGAUGUGGAGCGACGCUUCGACGCCAUGCCCUUCACUCUCAGGGCAUUUGAGGAUGAGGCCAAAGCCCGCCUGGGCGUGGUGGAGUGUGCCAAACACGAGUUGCUACAGCCUUUCAGUGUGCUCAAUGAGAAGGAGGGAGAGUUUGUGGCCCAGUUUAAGUUCACAGUGCUGCUAAUGGCCAACGGCCCCCAUAAAAUCACCAGCGGACCAUUUGAGCCAGAGCUCUACAAGUCAGAGCACGAGGUGCAGGAUGCAGAACUGAGGACUCUGCUACAGAGCACAGCCAGUCGCAAAACACAGAAGAAGAAGAAAAAGAAGGCCUCCAAGACUGUGGAAAGCACUACUGGACAGCCAACCGAGGAGAGCAACAAGGCUGCAGAGUAGAUGCCUACCUGUCUUCAGCCACACUGACACGCGCACACACACACACACCAUAUAACAAACUUAGAAAGUGAAUCUAAAUAUUUCCCAACUGUUAGCUCUUUUUGACCCUCAUGCCCUUUUCUAGUAUUUGGCCCAUUGAACACAUCUGAUAGAUUUGGAGUUGAGCCUGUUGGGAAUGCUCUCAAAUCUGUUGGGGAAAAAAUAUUUUUUUUGUAGCCGUUCAGUUGAUUCCGGAGUCUGAAUAACAGUCACACCCUUGUAACACAUAUAUAUGGAGUUUAUUUUACAUUGAUACUUAACUGGAGUAUGAGAUUGGGGAAACACAUUUUUGGAAUAUGAUGGAUAAAAUACCUUUUCUAGCAUUGUGUUUUUACACCUUAUCGUUAGGUGAUGUACCUGACUUCAGGAAUGUUGCAAUCUAUAGGUGAAGUGUUAUAAACUUUUUAAAUUAAAAAUGUAUACAAAGUAGAAGUUUUGUUUUGAUUAACUCAAUUUUAACUGGAUGAUAUUUGUUGGAAAAUAAUAGUUGGGUGCCAGUCACACUUGUACAUGAAUGAGACUUGAGUUAGCAACUCAAUCUUUUGGCUUCGAAUAAUUUUGUUACAAAUAUUCAAACAUGACAGAAUUGAAAGGUUAAAGCACAGAAUUCUUGCACCAACACCUGAAGAGUUACUAUUCUGGGAACAAACCCUGCUAUACUUACUGGCACCCCCCCCCUUCCUGGUAGGGGAGUUCAGUUUAAAAAUCGAUUUUUAUUUUCAACAAUGCCUCAUUUUUAUCAACCAAAUUAAACAUUUUAGUGUAGCUUUUAAACAAAGUAUCUUAAUUCAGAACUGCUUGAAAUCACAUUUUAUGCAAAUCAGUUUUUCAACUAAGUGAGAGCAUGACAUUAAAUGGCAAAAAGCUAAAUUGACAACAGUAGUACAUGUUGAGAUGUACUUUUUAAAGCAUAACCAGUAUCCAAUAUUUAUUUGUACCUAAUGAAAUAAAAUUACCUUUUAAUAUGUCUAA
Molecule: messenger RNA, 2256 nt
Organism: Oncorhynchus gorbuscha (pink salmon)
Lineage: Eukaryota; Metazoa; Chordata; Actinopteri; Salmoniformes; Salmonidae
Product: proliferation-associated protein 2G4-like
Exons: 12
Coding region: 64-1245 (393 amino acids)
Source: RefSeq, a predicted model, not a curated record